This is a messenger RNA of Caenorhabditis remanei, 996 nucleotides long. RefSeq lists its product as uncharacterized. The record is from RefSeq and is a predicted model, not a curated record. NCBI's taxonomy places the organism in Eukaryota, Metazoa, Nematoda, Chromadorea, Rhabditida, Rhabditidae. The transcript is spliced from 7 exons. The coding region runs from base 1 to 996 and encodes 331 amino acids.
AUGACGUCUUGGUCGAGUCUUCCAGCUGAAAUGAAAUCAGAAGUUUUGAAAUAUACAAACUUUUUGACAUGCAAUAAUGUUCGAUUAUGCUCGCAAGCAGACAAAGAAGCUGUCGAAUCUAUGAAAGCCAAAGUUCCAUUUCUGAAAAUUGGAAUAUCUUUGGAAGCAGUCAAUCUUCUGAUAAUUCAGAAUCCAAAUGAGAUUCUGAGAAUCGAUUUGAUAGCUGAGGAAAAUAAAAUAUACAGAAGUCAGAACUUGGAUAUCGGAAAAGAUUCAACAAUUAUGAAAUCUGAUAGUUUUCUGGAAGAAAUUUCAAAUUUUCUGAAUGGAAUUUUUCAGCGAAAACUGGAAAUUGAAUCAUGUCUGAUUGAAAAUAAGGAUGUCCCGACGCAUCAUGAAAUGUUGAAAUUUAUUGAAAAGAAACUUUCUGCAACUUGCCCGAAAAGACUAGUUCUCUCUGGAAAAUUCUUUUCGAAUACUCACAAAUCCUUGCCAUUUUUGAAAAAAGAAAAGAAACCAGAAGUUUUAAUUCGUAAUUGGAAAAAGGAUAUUUCUAAGCGAUGGGAAGGGUACAGUCUACCAAUAAUCAAGAUUUAUGAAGUUUCAAAAUGGAAAUCCAAAUAUGGAAAUCAAGAAGACAUAAUAGCAUGGACCGCACUCGAGUUAGUCACUUAUAUUGCUAGAAUCGCAUCAAAUCCAAUAUAUAGGACACACUGGUUGCCUGGUUACCACGUGGAAAAUAAUGAAAGAAGUUUGAGUUCAUACGGUGGAACUUUUGAACAAUUCCCGAAUUAUGACACAUAUAAACUUCGGAUGGAUUCGAAGAAGAUCAACUUCGUUAAAUUCACUGAAUGUGGAAUUUCAAUGCAAGUUGGAUCUCCGCAAAAUAUUGAUAUGAAGGAUAGUACAUGCAGUCUCGAAUUCAUGUGUCCACGUUGUGCAAAUCAUUCAAUGGAAGACUGGUAUUUCAGAGAGAUUAUUGGAAAUUUACAUUGA